GGCGUGGAAAGGAGCGAAGGCUUCCCUUGUUUCUCUUGCGCUUCUUUGAAAGCGAGCCGUGCGAUUCGCUAAAUUGGGAAUAGAGAAUUUUUUUUAAUUGUUAUUAUUAUUAUUGCAGGUCUAUGGCUGCUUCAGGCUCACCUUCGUGGCCGGGAGAAGGACCGCGGCGGCGAUGAUCCCAACCCCGCGGCACCAGCACGUGGGUCCGGAGGGUCCCUUCAGCGCUGUGUAUGAGCCCGCCGAAGACACCUACUUGCUGCUGGACGCCCUCGAGCGGGAUGCCGAGGCUCUGAGAUGCGCCGGCAUUGAUAUAUGCCUUGAAGUAGGAUCUGGAUCUGGAGUAGUUUCAAGUUUUUUAGCUUCAAUUGUUGGAUCCAAAGCAUUUUACAUGUGUACUGAUAUCAACCCUGCAGCUGGUCUAUGCACUGCAGAGACAGCUAGAGAAAACAAUGUUCACAUUCAGCCAGUAAUUACUGACCUGGUAACAGGAUUGUUGCCACGAUUACAUGGAAAAGUUGAUUUGCUGUUAUUUAACCCACCUUAUGUGGUAACCCCUUCUGCUGAGAUACAAACUCAUGGAAUUGAGGCAGCCUGGGCUGGAGGUAAAAAUGGCAGAGAGGUUAUGGAUAGACUCUUUCCACUUGUGUCAGACUUACUAUCGGCAAGAGGAUUGUUUUAUUUAGUUACAAUUAAAGAAAAUAAUCCAGAUGAAAUUAUUAAAAUAUUGCAGGAAUGUGGUUUAAAUGGCAAUAAAGUAAUUUCCAGACAAGCAGGAAGGGAGUAUCUCUCAGUACUGAAAUUCUACAAAUCCUGAAGCUGGCUUCUGGAGGAAUCUUUGUUUUAAAAUGCUAUCUUUGAUUAAUUAAGAUUAAAUUCUAACUGCUGAAAACUAGUACACAUUAGUAUAUUAUCUUAAUUUUAAAAAUAUGCAUAUUUCCAUAUGUGUAAAAUCAAAAUUUUGACAAAUUUAUAAAAGUGGAAAGUAAAAUACUGCGUAAACAUUGUUACAAUCCUAUCAUACAUGUACUUAGAAGCGAGAUUGUGGCUGUUCCAACUUGCUUCUUUUUAUCUGAAUAAUGAACUUAGCAUGGAAUUCAUUCUCUUGUUUCUAUUGCAUAUUCUGAGUUCAUGGGCUUGCAAAGUUAAAGUAGACGUUUCAAGCUUGAAAUAGCUUUUUCAGUGUUUGAGAAAUGUUCCAAGUUUAUAAAAUACUUAUUGGUAUUUCACAUUGACUUGGUAGAAAUAAGAACAAGUACCUGCAAGGUAAUAGUUUAAGUAAAAACAACUGUUUCAAGUUUGAAGUCAUUAUUUCAAUUUCAUAAUAACUGUUUCAGAUAUAGAAUAUUAUUAGAUAGUCAAAAUACUUAAAAUAUGGUUGGAACAGAUGUUUUAAACUUGAAUGCUUAAAUUCAGAAUCUUUUGCACACCACUAGUCCCUACUACAGUACUAGUAAUUGCUAUAAGCUGCACUAGCUGGCUCACAAUAUAGUUUGCCAAUACCUCAAAUCCAGUAUACAGUUUAAGAACCAGUACCACAGAUGCAUAUGUGAGUAUCACAAGUGUGUCUAUCCCUCUCAUUUUAAACCUUUAAUACCAAUUCUAAUCAUGAUCUCUAAUUGAGCAAACAAUUAAAUUGCUCUUCGUGCUGCUAAAAAUCUUUCAACCUUAACAGGGCUUAUGUAAGACAGGAUAUAAUACGUAAUAGCCACUGGUCAAAAACUGUCACAUGUCACCCAUUUCUACUUUUCACAUCUGAAUAUUAUUAAUGCAAAGAUAGUGAGCAAUACCAAGACAUGAUCAAUCAGUUUGAACUUUUUAUUGUAAGGGAAAAAAUUAAGGUUUUACUGCUCAGUCCAAGGAUGAUGGUUUUAGGCUUGCUUGAAGCAGAAAAAUGAGGUACAUCAGAAGAAAGUCUCUCGGCAA
This is a messenger RNA of Pseudonaja textilis, 1923 nucleotides long. It is a transcript of the gene HEMK2, whose product is annotated as HemK methyltransferase 2, ETF1 glutamine and histone H4 lysine. Gene Ontology annotation, biological process: methylation. The record is from RefSeq and is a predicted model, not a curated record. Gene Ontology annotation, cellular component: eRF1 methyltransferase complex. Lineage: Eukaryota; Metazoa; Chordata; Lepidosauria; Squamata; Elapidae. Gene Ontology annotation, molecular function: protein methyltransferase activity; nucleic acid binding; S-adenosylmethionine-dependent methyltransferase activity.